AUGCACCUCGUCGCCAAACUACUGUCGUUCCGCGAACAUCGAGCGCUAUGCCAUGUCAAUAAGGCUUUCCGCUCAGUCGCUGAGCCAUUUCUCUACUCGAAGAUCCAAUUCACCUGGCAGAAGAACCCUGAUUACUACGCCACCCCUGAACAACCUCCUCCAAUCAUUGAAUUCCUGCGCACGCUCUUUUCCUGUCCUCAGUUGGUUCGCUACGUCAAGAACCUUCAUCUGGACGGCAACGCUCACGAUAUCCAUGCCUUUCGAUGGAAAUUGCCUAAACUCGAGCGGUGGGUUCAGUCCCUGCGCGAUGGCUCAAUAGAUGCCGUCGUUGCCCUUCUUUUAGCACGCUUACCGAGCCUGAGGGCUCUGUAUCUUGGUCCCUCAUUCACGCGACAAACUGCGCUUAUUGGCAUGGUUCUGCGGUCGGCCAUCUGCGAGGGUACAGAUCGUAGUCUCCCCGACUUUCGACACCUCCAAGAUGUGACUUUGCUCCGACCUCAGAGCCACGACAAGGCGUGCGACAGGAAGGUCAAAAAUACAGCGGAUCUCUUGCCGUUCUUCUAUCUUCACAAUCUUCAGCGCAUGUCAGCGGCCAUACAAACCCCGGAUGCGUGGACAUGGCCCGCUGCCCACUUACCGACCCCAUCCAAUCUUACCUCACUCGAUUUAACUUGCAUAAGAGAGGCGUACUUGGGAGAUGUGCUCGCGGUGACAGAGAACCUUCAAACGCUCCGCUGGGACUGCUACUACGAUGCAGGGGUUCAUGUUGUUCACGACGCAGACAAUUGA
Messenger RNA from Aspergillus mulundensis, 789 nucleotides. RefSeq lists its product as uncharacterized. The coding region runs from base 1 to 789 and encodes 262 amino acids. The transcript is spliced from 2 exons. Lineage: Eukaryota; Fungi; Ascomycota; Eurotiomycetes; Eurotiales; Aspergillaceae. The record is from RefSeq and is a predicted model, not a curated record.